CAUGCGCGGCGGCCGCCGCCUCAAUGGGAAGACGCGUAAACAGGCAGGCGGAUGGCUCUGGGCUGCCUGGCCCAUGGGAACAGAGCAGCGCUGAGGACGUGGCUGCUGCUGCCGCCGCUGCCGGUCGGCGUCGGGCAGAGGGGUGCUCCAGGCAGCAGCAGCCGCCCCUUCUCCAGGAGUAACUGUUAUAGCCGUCUGGUGGGGAGAGCCUGUGGGGUGCAUCAGACAAGUUCUCCUUCCUUUGGAUUCCUCUUUGAUAUCGAUGGAGUGCUUUUACGGGGCCGGCUUGUCAUUCCUGCUGCUAAGAAAGCCUUCCAGAAACUAACAAAUUCAAAAGGCCAGUUCCAUGUGCCUGUUGCAUUUGUAACCAAUGCUGGGAACUGCUCUCGGGAUAGCAAAGCCAAAGAACUGUCUGAAGCCCUUGGAUUCAAGGUGUCUCCUGAAUGGGUGAUUCUCUCCCAUAGUCCACUACGCCUUUUCCAUCAAUUCCACAAGAAGUGCGUGCUUGUCUGUGGACAAGGUCCCGUGGAAGAAAAUGCCAGGGACCUGGGAUUCCAGCAUGUUGUUACCAUUGAAGAGGUGAGGAAAGCAUUUCCUCUGCUGGACAUGGUUGAUCAAAGCCGAAGGCCAAAAGAACUGCCUCCUAUGCCCACUGACUUCCCCACUGUAGAAGGGAUAAUUCUGCUGGGGGAGCCUGUCCGAUGGGAGACCUGUUUGCAGCUGAUUAUUGACAUACUUCUGAGUAAUGGGAAUCCAGGGGUACAAUUGGCUACUGUGCCAUACCCACAUCUGCCUAUUCUGGCUUGCAACAUGGAUCUCUUAUGGAUGGCAGAAGCCAAGAUGCCAAGAUUUGGUCAUGGCACUUUUCUGGUGUGCUUGGAGAAUAUCUACAAGAAAAUGACUGGCAAGGAAUUAAAAUAUGAAGCGCUGAUAGGCAAACCCAGCACAGUUACCUACCGCUAUGCUGAGCAUGUGAUCGAGCAGCAGAUGGGGAGCUGGGGCUGGACGUCUCCUCUUCGCCACCUGUACGCUGUUGGGGACAACCCGAUGGCUGAUGUUUACGGUGCAAACCUCUACAACCGCUACCUCCAGACUCAGGCUAAAGUUAGCGUAACCACCAUGGCAGCAGAGAGCAAGGAACAGAGAAACCACAAUGUCUGCUCUGCUGAGAGCUGUCAGUCUAUCUUGGUCUGCACUGGAGUCUACAGUCCUUAUGGAGAUGUUCCUACAGACUGCAACAAGAGUAUGUUGGAGACUGUAUUCCAUGGCCACCGGGACUUCCAUUUUGAUCCGAGCUUGGUGGAGGCUUCUCAUGUCGUGCAUGAUGUCAAUGAUGCUGUGGAACUAGUCUUUCAGAAGGAGAACUGGAAACAAGAAUGAUCAGUUCACUCCUGCCAGCAUCUGAUGGUGGGGAUGUAGGGUAUAGGAAGACUUGAGAUUGUUCUUGUUCAAGCCGGGGCAGAGUAAAGGGGAAUUCCCCACUUGGUGGACUUUUAUCCUCUUUUAUUUUGCCAGGAUUUCAAAGAAAACCCUUUUAAUAUCAACAGGGUUCUUGACAGCCCUCAACAGGCUGUCAGUCCUCGCAAUCGUUACCACCUUGAAAUUUUACUGUCUUGCUCUUACAGCUUUUGCCAGAGUGAAGGGGAAGCACUUCCUUGAGAAAGGUCACGGUUAUAUCUCCAAAUACUGUAGAUUCCUGUAAGGUUUCCUUGUUCUUCCCCUUGUCUGCUAUACAGCCAACUAUCCUGUGAUCCCAGUGUACGUGUGUAACAAAUUCCUUUGUCCUAGGCCUGUGUGAUGUGUUGUCCCCUCGCCCUUUUGGUGGGGACAGGCAUCCCAUCUAAAUUGCUGUGACCCAGAAUCAUGAGGGCUGCUACACUUUUUGCAUCUUGCUUCUUUUCUGGCUGUAUCCCAUAGGUGUCUAGUCGUCCACAAAUUCUUUGUCUGUCAUAAGCUGAUUUAUAGCUCACAGUAUGCUAACAAGUAAUUUAAAACCUCUUACUGGAGCAGGAAUACUGCUGUAUUCAGUCCAAAAUAGAAAGUAACAUAGCUGUUAGCUGUAAUGAUAACUAAAUCCCAUCCUCCUGCCUGCUUUGUAAUUUCUUCCUCAUGCUAUUCCUGAAAUAUUUAUCUCUGUUUGCCAUGAGCAACACUGUCCCUUCUGCUACCUUUCUGGAGGCAACUUGUCUUUGAAAUAAGGCUAUAGGCAACUGUUCCGUUACCUGAACCAGCAUCAAAUCCAGCAGUUGGAAUAGAAAAGUCAGAUUUGCUGUCCGGUUGCAGUUUCAUUUUUAACAGUUACCUCCCCGCUCCAUGAAAACUGGGUGCACUUUGCUUAUUCCUGAUCUAGAGAGACAUAUAUGCACCACUUAUCUGUGCAUUGUUGCAGAGACACGCAGGAUGCAGCUUAUGCAAAAGAAUGCUUCUCUGUACAGUCAGCUUCUGAAUCUAUGCUACUCAUGUCCCUAGUCCUGUUUAAUGCAAUGAAGUCCAGGUCAUUUUGUAUAAAACCCUGCCUGAAAACUGUGACCUGGCCCAUGGGGCUCUGGUGUUGAAGCAGCAGAGACAGUGGGCUUUCCAGAUGGGGCAAAAGUUCUGUCUCAGUUGUGUGAAGGAAGCUGAGGUGUAUCAGGGUUCAUGCCGAAACUACUCAGGAAAACAACACAGCCUCAAAAACUGCUUCUCGUCUGGAAAUCUUUGAAAUCAUUUUCGAAAUCCACUUUCCUCCUGGGACUGGGCUUCUAGAGCUGUUUCUUGCUCUUAACCUAUUUGUGAACUAACUGAAAGCCUCCAAAGAAAGAGAUUCUGCUACAGAAAUAACUUCCCAUUGAAAGCCUUAUGAACACUAAACCUCACCCCACCAGAACAAAAAAUCCCACGGAAGAAGGCACUGGCCAUAUUGCUAACAAGCCCUCUGUCAUCUGGAUGGUGGGGAAAAUACUGGAAACAACAGUGUGGAAUUGAGUAUACUUCCAGCACAUUUUCCCCCCAUCUUGAAGACCUCAAUGUUAGAGUUAUACUACUACUCUGUUUCUUUAGAUUAUAGUUUGUUGUAAUGAUGGGUCUGUGUUACAAGAAAAGGUGUAGGCUUUGAUCUCUUGUUCCUCUUACCUUUCUGUUAAGAUAUUCUUUCUUGUUGAAGACUGAACAUUAGUGGGACAGCUAUACUAAAAAUCCCCACAACAAUUUAUCCUACUUCCUUUCUUACCAGGUUCAGUAAAGCAGCAGCAGCAGCAAAAUUAUUUCAUACAUCUUUUGACCAUGCUUUGGCCGUUCUCUUUUUUUUCAUAACUUGUUUGAAGACUGGAUUCUCAUAACAGAAUCGCAAGGCUCAAAAGUAAAAUCAAUAUGGUUUGGGACAGAUAUGAAAAGAGCAUCUAAAGGUCACAGCGAAGAAGCACAAAGAAAUCUAGAAAAUAGGUACAAAUGCCUCGUGUCUAGAAUGAUGGACUUCCAAGCAUUCAUUAAUUUACUAUGUAGUGAGCCUUACUAUUUAAAAACAUAUCACAAGAAAGAAAAUUUAAAUUCACACAAGAACUGUACACCUUAAUUCUACUUUUUCCUUCCUUCAUAUAGUGUACUACUGUUCUUCCAUUUUGUGCUCAGACAACCUUGUGGCCCAGGUUAUGCUGAGAGGAUGCAACCAGUUCAAGGCCACAGUGGUUUAAUUUUUAAAAAACGGCUCAGCAAAGAAACAAUUUGGGGCAGUCUGGUCGGGGCUGACUAAAUCUGCUCCGCUACCUCAGACAAAUGACAGGGUGAUUCAGCCUCUUUUUUCAUGGACACAAACUGUUAGAAAGAUAGCUCCAUCUUACUUUGAUAUUGGUAAUGGAGAAGCGACUUCCAUUUUACCCGAAGGACGCAGGCUUGUUCGGAGGACACAAAGAGAGCUACAUGGUUUGCUGUUCACCCUCCUGACAGCUAGCCAACCUUGUUUCCCAUGUUGGUUGUCUAACAACACGAUCAACCUCUCUUGUCCUAAUCUCAUGCUCUUCUCUGCACUCCAUUGCCUACCCUAUGGUAUGUAUGAGGGAAUAUAGAAAUACCUUUGUAUCUGCUGACACACCGCUUGUUUCUGAAAAAUGGGUGCAAAUCCUUUUUCAUAUGCCUUCAGAUAAUGUCUGUAUCAUAACCUGGGGCACCAAAUGAUGAUAAAUACCUACCUGCACCAUGGUAGGUAGGGUUACAUGGACAGCUAACUUCCUAUUCACAGUGGUGAAUAAAUGUCAUAGCCCCUAAAUAAGUCCUUUGUGUUACUUGUAGCUGGUAAUCACAGUGGCACUAUAACUAAAGGCAUACUACAAUAUAGGGACUGUACUGGUCUUAAGUUGUUAUCCAAAGCAGAUUUGUUUUCCAUCAUCCUUCUGUAUGAACAAACCUAUGAAAAAUAGUCCACACACCAAACUGUGCUGGGUUGAGGAGAAGGAAAUGUUCCUUCUUUAAAGAUGCAACAUGAAUGCUUUGUAGGCUGAGAACAUGUGCAUCGUAAUGUGAGUUCCCUAAUACUUCCAUCCAGAUGUGGUAAAAUAGAGGUAAAAGCAGAAAGACUUUGUCUAUAAGAUCACAGCUUCUAAAAGAACAGGCAGCCUAUGGUCUUUCUGAUAUUACUGGAAUUCCAUUCCCAUCAGCCCCCACCACAGCCAAAGGUAAAAAAAAAUGAUGAGAAUUGUUGUGCCAACAACUUCUGGAGGGACUCCAAUUGCUCACCCCUUUGAAAGCCAUUCAUAGCUAAAGUGAGGCAAGAAAUACAUAGCAGGGAGGAGAAAAUUAACACGUUGAGAACAAAAAGUCUGAUAAAAAAAUACGGGUGCUCUUUGAACAAAUGCAGAGAAGGAGCUGUGAGAACACUAAAGCUGGGGGGAAAGACAGGAAAGAAAAAGAUGAAACGAGUAAUGGAAAUUAAGCUGAAGAGAAGGUAAUAAUAACCAGAAAGCAGCUUUCCCCAGUAUGGUGCCCCUCUCCAAAUGUUUUGGACUGCAUCUAUUACAAGCCCUUGCCAACAGUAAUCAGAAAUGAUGGGAGAUAUAAUCCCAAACAUUUUACUAGGGAACUUUAAAGAGACAGAUGACAAAUUCUAAAAUGUCUAAAACAUUUGGAGAGAGUUUCUACUCCACCCCCAGAAGCCAUUUGCUCACUGCUCAAUUUGCCUUAAGAUAACUUGCUUGGUAUAAACAACCGUGCCAUGAAACUGGGACUUUAUCUUAGUACACAACUUAAUAAAGAUAAAUUAUCAUCAAACCAUAGUGAUCUGCUUGAUUUCCUUAGUGAUCCAAUAAAGUUAUCACCUACUCCUGCUUUUUUUGGGUUUUUCCCCCUCUUUGGGAGAACCAUUGAGAAAGGAAAUCAACAGAUAGACACUUACAUGGACACUUUUGUUGGGGAGAAAGGACUGUAGUUCAAUAUUGGGGGUGCAUCCUUUAAAAAAAAAAAGUCCCAUGUUCUAUCAAUGGUGUCUCUGGAUAGGGAUGGGGACAUUUCCUACCAAAACCCUGGGGAGCUGUUGGCAUUCAGUGCAGACAAGGCUGAUAAGGACAGGCUAGUGGCCUGACUCUUUUAAGAUAGCUUUCUGUACUCUUUGUUUUCUGAAGAAAGAGGGCAGUGAAGACAGAAGACAUGAGCCGCUGCACAGUAAACCAAAUGAACAGUGUAAUGCAAAAUAGUAAUAAAAGGUUGGAGACCAGCAACUGGGAUCAGAAGGAAAUGCGUUACAGUGACUGAGAUGAGAGAGAAUUGGGUGAAUUAAAAUUAUCCCUCCUUUUCAGCAUCUUGGCAUAUUAAUUCAGGCUUGCUAAGCGGCUUACCAUCUGAAGUAUGUCAUCCAUCCUCCCCCACUCAAACAGCAAUUUGCACUUAAAAAAAAAAAAACAAGCAUAAGAUGGACUUACCCUCCUUUUGUCUUUCCCUGUUGCAGCUGCAGAAUCCUGACAGCUCAUGCAAGACAUAAUUAAGGCUUCUCCCUUCUGUGCUUUAUUUUGAGCAUCCUUCUACCCUCAGACUCUCCAGACUUUUUUUUAAAAAAAUGCUAUCUUCUAAGGUACUGAUUUAGGGAACAAAUUGGAACUUUGCCGCCUGCUUCUUCAAGUAACAUUGGAAGUCUUGACGUUAAAUCAGUUUUACAUUUGGGUUUUUGGUUUUUUUUUAACAUGGUUGCUUUCAUUUUGAAUGUUAAUGCCCUCAUACUCCCAGUUUCAUUUGAAAGUCUGAUUGGUUUUUGUAAAAUCAUUCCAGUGUGCUACAACAAAGAGUGGUAAAGAGAAGCUACAGCUAUUCUGUAAUGUGCACUUCCAGCCAAGCUUGCAAGAGGUGCUUUAACGAUCAUCAGAGUUGACCUAGAAUCUGAUUUCUGCUGCCCAGGGUUUAGCCCUGAAGGAUGUGAUGGAGAAAUAAUGAAGAGCACAAUGUCUCUGAACAUGUGCAUAUCAUCUUGUCUCUCUAGCAAGAGGCUUGAAUCAGCUAUUGGAUCAUAUCUACUGUUGUGGUUCUAUAUUGCCAAGUCACUUCCAACUUGCCUAUAACCCUAUGAAUGAGUGACCUGCAAAAUUUCCUAUCCAGAACAGCCCUACUCAGCUGCUGUAAAUCAAAGCUGUGCUUCCUCAAUUCAUCUCAUAUUUGGUCUUCCUCUUUUCCUGCUGCCUUCCGCAUUUUCCAGUGAGUAUUUGCAAAGCUCUCACCUAGUACCAUAUUUCAAAUCAUUUUUUUCUGUCAGUUUUUGUCACUGUACAACUUUAACACCCAUAUAUAAUAAUUAUGAAUAAAAUAGCAUGGAUUAUUUUG
Pogona vitticeps (central bearded dragon) is the source of this 6774-nucleotide messenger RNA. Lineage: Eukaryota; Metazoa; Chordata; Lepidosauria; Squamata; Agamidae. The record is from RefSeq and is a predicted model, not a curated record.